This is a messenger RNA of Rhineura floridana, 4116 nucleotides long. RefSeq names its product caspase recruitment domain family member 10 (gene CARD10). Gene Ontology annotation, biological process: regulation of apoptotic process. The record is from RefSeq and is a predicted model, not a curated record. Lineage: Eukaryota; Metazoa; Chordata; Lepidosauria; Squamata; Rhineuridae. The coding region runs from base 556 to 3639 and encodes 1027 amino acids. Gene Ontology annotation, molecular function: protein binding. The transcript has 22 exons.
GAAUGGAAUCCACACAGCGCGCAUUCCUGAGCAGGCGGAGGGGCUGCUGGGACUUGUUUUGGCUCAGGCCGCUGCGGAUUCUUCAUUCACUCGCACACAAAAGUGACUCUUCCCCCGCGCGCCUAGCCCGUCUUCUGCUCCCUCUCCCUUUUCAGUGGCGGCCGCCAGGUGUGUGUUUGUCUGUGAAAGAGAUGAGUAGGCCAGAGUAUGGGCGAGAGGCGGAGGAGGGGUUAUAAGGAACCAGGCGAGAAUGAAAAGAAAGAGCAGGCAGGCAAGGAAAGGCGAAGCACAAUAAACGGCGGCGGGGUGGGGAGGAGAGUUGGUAAACGGCUCUGCUCCUUCUUCUGGUUUGGGAGCUUACUCCUUGGGAUGCGAUCUUGUGGAGUCAAUUAGGCCGUCAGCUGAGAGGCUCAAGCCAUGCUUAAGGUAUUCCAAACUUCCUGGAAAGUGAGAUGGCCUACGGAUGCAUAUUGUAACUACUGGGGAAACACAGAGAAGAAUUCAGAAAGGGAGAAGUUUUUUUUCCUGGGCUGGUGCUCUCUGUGACUCUUCGGCAUGACAGGGCCUGAGGAGAUAGCUGGCCAGAUCCAAAGCCCCUCAGAGGCAGAAGAGGAAGAAGGGGCACUGUGGGAGAAGAUUGAGAGUGUUCGACACCAGCUAACCCGCUCUUUGAACCCAGCAAAGCUGACCCCGUACCUGCGCCAAUGUCGCGUGAUUGAUGAGCAGGAUGAAGAGGAAGUGCUGAGUGCCUAUCGGUUUCCAUGCAAGAGCAACCGGACAGGACUCCUCAUGGAUAUCCUUCGAAGCCGUGGGAAGCGAGGCUACGAAGCAUUCCUAGAAUCCUUGGAGUUCUAUUACCCAGAACAUUUCACCCACUUGACAGGGAAGCAGCCUGUUCAGCGAUGCUCUAUGAUUCUGGAUGAGGAGGGUCCUGAAGGCCUGACUCAGUUCCUGAUGAUGGAGGUGAAGAAGGUAAGGGCUCAGCAGAAAGGACAUCUGGCAAAGGAACACCAACUCCAGGUGAAGAACCGGGCCUUAGAGGAGGAGUGUGCCCAGCUGAAGCAGCAUCUCCAGGAGCUGCAGAAGGUGCAGGAACGUUGCCAGAGGUUCCAGGAAGAGUGGGAUUCUAACAGCAUGGAGCUGUUGAGGCUGAAGGAUGAAAACUAUAUGCUGGCUGUGCGUUAUGCACAGCUCUGUGAGGAGAAAAACACUGCUGUCUUCCGAAGCCGGGACCUGCAACUGGGGGUAGACCAGUUGAAAUGCAAGGUCAGCAGCAUGGAGGAAGAGUGCUCCCUAUUGAAGAAGCAGACAUUGGCGGCUCCCCAGAGAGAGGUGGAGGAUCAUGGCCUCAUUGACACCAUCUGUGAGUUGCGAGCAGAGAACCAGAGACUGAGAGCUUCACUUCAGGAGCUGCAAAGCACGGUCCAGCCAGCAGGUGAAAGCCAAGUGCCAGGCUCUGAGAGGAUCCUUCUAGACAUUUUGGAGCAUGACCGGAAAGAAGCGCAAGCUGACCGGCAAGAACUGUGCCAGAAAUUAGACUCUGUGCAAAAUGAGCUGCAGUGGGCUGAGGGGCUGAGAGAUAAGUAUCUGCAAGUUAUGGAGGAUCUGCAACUGAGGUACCAGACUCUGCAGAAGAAUUGUGACCUGUACAAACACAGAAUGAAUACUGUGCUGGCUCAAUUAGAGGAGAUUGAGAAGGAAAGAGAUCAGGCAAUCCAGAGCCGAGAAGGCAUUCAGCUGCAAUACUCACAAAGCCUCAUUGAGAAGGACCAGUGCCGCAGGCGUGUUCGGGCCUUGGAGGAAGAGAAGGGCGAGUUACUGAGCAAGCUUACGCAGGCUGAGGGCAAGAUUGGCACAUUAGAGGUGCAGCUGCAGCGCUGUCAUUGCACCAGGGGCUUGGGCAAGAAGGUGUGUUCCUCCUCCUAUUCGCUCUGUUCCAUCCUAAGCAGCACUUGGAGUGUGAUCGAGAAGCCUUCUUCCCUAGAGGGUGGUGUUGUCGAUACCCCAGGCGUCCUGGACAUCGUCUUCCCUGACGACUCUGUAAGCCAGAAUGAGGAAGUGACUCCAGACAGAGAGAGAGAAAUAAACCGCCUUUCCAUCUUUCCCUUCCCACCCUGUGCUGGCUCCAUUCUUCGACGGCAGCGGGAAGAUGGACCGACUCCCAUCAAGAGUCAGUCUUGUGGGUCCUUUGGCAGCAUGGAAGACUUAACAGGAAGUGUUACCACAACUCUCUCGUCCGUCAGAUCACCAUCCUCUUCCAGCAGUGCUCACACCAGGGCAAAGUCGGAAACAUGCUUGCCUAGGACCUCUGACCAGCCGGAGUUUGCCCGGAGAUCUGUUGUGGUGCAUUUGUCUAGCACGGGCAACCUGGGCAUUCCAGCACCCCAAAGCAGGGGUCUUACUGGGGACAUCUCUAUCCUUGGAGGAAACAGAACCGGGAUUUACAUCCAGUGGGUGAAGCCAGGCUCAGAAGCCGAGAGCGCAGGACUCAGAGAGGGAUGCCGACUUCUAGAGCUUAGGGGGACACAGCUAAAUGGGGAGGUGCUCUCUCUGGAGAACUGCACACGGGAGGUAGCUUACCUGAGUCUGUUGCACUGGGAUGAUCCAUCUGCUCUUCUCUUUGUACCUGAUAUGAGAGGGUACCAGCCUCUCAAAGAAGCAUUGGAUGCUGGGAAGAAGGUUCCUGGCGACUCGUUCUAUGUGCGCACCAACCUGAGCCUCCUAGAUUUUGCGGACCCUUAUGCCCUGUGCGUGAAGCACCGGGAGAUCCUUCAUGUGACCGACACUAUGCACAAGGGGCGGUUAGAAUGGUACGGUGCCCGAGUGGACCCCUUCACCCUCCGGGACUUGGACAGGGGCACGGUACCUAACUACAGCAGGGCUCACCAGCUCUUGAAGAUACAGGAGAAAGGUCAAGCAGUGGCCCAGCAAAAAGGCUGCAAGACAAAGCUGAAGAAACGGGCCCUGUACCAGCUUCACCUGGUGAAACAUAAGCAGCAGUGGGGGCAGGAUGAGGCCCCUUGGCAAGGCCCUUGUCCAGAUGGAAUAGCAAAACCCUACAGUCCAGUGUGCCCUCUGGUGGUUCAGACCCGACGUCCCGUCAUGCUGUCGCCUGGCUGCUUAGCAUCAUGUCUCAUUAGGAACCUUCUGGAUCUCCCUUCCUCACAUCAGGAUUUUUGCUUGUGCCUGCCUGAUCCCCUUGCUGACCAAAGGCUCCCUUCUGCCUCCUCCAAGAAUAUUCUUAAUGUUGACGAGAUCUCUGGAAGCCAGAGGGACUGUGGGAAAAUCCAUGCUAUCCAGGAGGCGAUUGGAAAGAACAAGCACUGCCUGUUGGAGCUGGAGGUCCAGGUGGUGAGGGACCUAAUUAAGAGUGAAAUAUAUCCCAUCGUUAUCCACGUCAAGGUCACGGAGAAGAACAUCAGGGGAGUCAGGAGCUUGCUAGGGAAGCCGGGGCAGCGAGAUUCGGAGGUGCUGAAGCAGUGCCGGAAGGCGGAGUGGGCUCUUCACACUUUGCCUUCUUUGUGGGCCUGGGUGGAUCCUCAGUCCUGGGGUAGUGUGGAGGAGCUGGUGAAGUUGGUGCAGGCCCACAUCUUCCAGGAGCAGACCAGGAUCGUGUGGGUCGAGGAGCAUGAUAUGUGAUUGGUGCUGUGGAGGCAUCUGCAAGCAGAAGAGUAGCCUCUGCAGGACAGGAGCUUUGGAGCCCCGGCUCAUUAAGGUUCUCCCAGACGCAUGAUUUCAUUCCACACGUCCUAUGCAUGUAGCCCUACAUGCGAUUCCUUUGUGGUCCAAUUGUUCCUUGACCUGCGAACGGGAGAAAAGUGCUACUACAUUUCACUGCCUCCUAAGUCUUUCUAACUUAACCAGUUGCCCAGUCAUCAGCCUCCACUCUCACAGGCCCUUCCUCAUUUCCUGUGUUCUCAGUGGCUCUUGUCACAGCAUCUGCGUGUAUGUGUGACAGGGGAAGGGUUUCAUUUGCACAUGCAUGUAGACAUGCAACAUCUCUCAGCAACAGUAAGUGGGCUUGGGAGACAUCCUCCUGGAGCUUUAGUGUGUAUACAUUAUUUAUGAGUCCUUUUUAUCACAGGCUGACGUAUGAAAAGAGAAUUAAAUGGCAUU